Molecule: messenger RNA, 3759 nt
Organism: Oncorhynchus masou masou (cherry salmon)
Lineage: Eukaryota; Metazoa; Chordata; Actinopteri; Salmoniformes; Salmonidae
Product: E3 ubiquitin-protein ligase MARCHF3-like
Exons: 6
Coding region: 1484-2314 (276 amino acids)
Biological process (GO): protein ubiquitination
Molecular function (GO): zinc ion binding; ubiquitin-protein transferase activity
Source: RefSeq, a predicted model, not a curated record
CUUUUUCCUCCAAACAUAACGAUGGUCAUUUUGGCCAAACAGUUCUAUUUUGUUUCAUAAGACCAGAGGACAUUUCUCCAAAAACUACGAUCUUUGUCCCCAUGUGCAGUUGCAAACCGUAGUCUGGCUUUUUUAUGGCGGUUUUGGAACAGUGGCUUCUUCCUUGCUGAGUGGCCUUUCAGGUUAUGUCGAUAUAGGACUCGUUUUAGUGUGGAUAUAGAUAUUUUUGUACCUGUUUCCUCCAGCAUCUUCACACCAAAGUACGUUCAUCUCUAGGAGACAGAAUGCAUCUCCUUCCUGAGCAGUAUGAUGGCUGCAUGGUCCCAUGGUGUUUAUACUUGCGUACUAUUGUUUGUACAGAUGAACGUGGUACCUUCAGGCUUUUGGAAAUAGCUCCCAAGGAUGAACCAGACUUGUGUAGGUCUACAAUUUUUCUUUCUGAGGUUUUGGCUGAUUUCUUUUGAUUUUCCCAUGUCAAGCAAAGAGGCACUGAGUUUGAAGGUAGGCCUUGACAUACAUCCACAGGUACACUUCCAAUUGACUCAAAUUAUGUCAAUUAGCCUAUCAGAAGCUUCUAAAGCCAUGACAUUUUUUAAAUAUUUUCCAAGCUGUUUAAAUGCACAGACAACUUAGUGUAUGCAAACUUCUGACCCACUGGAAUUGUCAUAAAGUGAAUUAUAAGUGAAAUAAUCUGUCUGUAAACAAUUGUUGGAAAAAUUACUUGUGUCAUGCACAAGGUAGAUAUCCUAAUCGACUUGCCAAAACUAUAGUUUGUUAUUAACUAGAAAUGUGUGGUGGCUGAAAAACGAGUUUUAAUGACUCCAACAUAAGUGUAUGUAAACUUCCGACUUCAGCUGUAGGCAUUUUUUUAUUUGACUGAAAUAAAUAUAGGCCUAUAAUUUUCUUAAGUGAAAUGCAUGCUUAUGGUGAUGAUUAUCUUUUGUCAAUACAUUUUAAAUAUCAAAAAGACAGCCGUCUUACAUUGGAUGAAUAAUAACCAAGUACCGGUAAUUGAUUUGAAAGUGAAAGUUCCUGGAUAGACCACCAGGAUACGCCAAGGUACCCGAGAUCAUCAUUCCGCCGAGGACCCUCCCAUUGGUGGCAAGUUUUGUUUCUGCAAUAAUCUGAUUGGAUGGGGGAGACCGUUAUUGUAUGUCUGACUGGCUAGACGGCUUGAUUUACCAGCUGACUGGGGGGAAGUUGGCGUGGAUCACUGACAUUAAACCAAACGAUUAUUUGAUCAUCUUGCGUCGCAGUGUGUAUAAUCAUAAUUUGAAGACUUGGGAUCUCACACUGAAGUUGUUCGGUGCGGUCUGGAAUAGCUGAACUAGGACGCGGUUAAUGCCGGCGCACUGAAUAGACGGACAUCUGUGUUUAGUCUGUGGCAGUUGGAAUGUGAUCGCUGUCUUCGCAUGUUCAUUUUUGUGACAGAUGAUGCUCAGUAACCAAGCCAGACGCCAAUGAAAGAUAACCGUCUGCUGCCAUGACGACCAGUCGCUGCACUCUGUUGCCGGAGGUGCUGCCAGAGCGUUCUGACUCUGCCCACACAGGGAGUUGCUUGAGCGACAGGGACUUUGAUCCAAUGGGUAGCCUGGACUACCCAACAGAGCCUGACCUCCCAGGAAAAGCAAUGGAAGAGCAGAGCAGUCCGGCCAAUGGAGAGCCGCAGUACUACAUGCAAGUGUCUGCCAAGGAUGGGCAGCUGCUGUCACCUAUCGUGGGAGCGUACGCCAAACAGAGCCCCCUGCCUGAGCGGCCCAUGUGUCGGAUCUGUCAUGACGGAGGGGGUCAGGAGGAGCUGCUCUCCCCCUGUGAGUGUGCAGGGACCCUGGGUACCAUCCACCGGAGCUGCCUGGAGCACUGGCUCUCUGCCUCUGGCACCAGCGCAUGUGAGCUCUGCCACUACCAGUUCACUGUACAGAGGAAGAACCGGCCACUGAUGGAGUGGGUGCGUAACCCGGGCCUGCGCCAGGAAAAACGGACGCUGUUCGGCGACAUGGUGUGCUUCCUGCUCAUCACGCCUCUGGCCACAAUCUCCGGGUGGCUGUGUCUGCGGGGGGCCGUGGACCACCUGCACUUUUCCAGCCGCCUGGAGGCGGUGGGCCUCAUCGCCCUCACCGUGGCCCUCUUCACCAUCUACCUCUUCUGGACCCUGGUGUCGCUCAGGUAUCACUGUCGACUGUACAACGAAUGGCGGCAGACCAAUCAGAGGGUGGUGCUUCUCCUCCCCAGGUCACAUGGUGAACCGUCUGCUCCGCCCUCUUCACGAGGCCCAUCUCGUGAAAAAUGGCCAUCCAAAGAGACUAUUGUCUGAGCAGCCCUUUCUUCAAAAGCCAUGAAAGAGAAACACUGAGGAAGAAUGGGGAUAGUUCCAUAGGCACCAGAACAGUAUUUGCUUCUGAUGCCCUCCAGUGCUGAACUUUGAAUUGCCCACAUGUCAUUAAUGGGCACCUAGGAAUGGUUUAAACACACAUUUACUAAGGCGGUGGAGUUACUGUACAACAGAGACCUUCUCUACGGUGAAGCAUCCAUUUUGGACUCAAAAUGCAGCAUAACAUCCCACCACUGCCACCAAUAUGUCAUACAGGGAUGGACAGGUACAUUUGUUGAUAUAGAAGUGGUGGAGUGCGUAGUUGGUCAUAAAGCAUUUGGACUGAAGGACAGCCAGGAAAAGUUUGCCACUGUGACCAUAUGCUGUGAUUGUUGUUUUCUGCACUUCACAGGAGUCACCAUUGUCUGGUUCAUAUAACAUACCAACAUAAACCUGUGUAUAGUAUUACUAUAUUAGUCACAUUCUACCAAUCAACAAAUCAAAGCUCAGAGUGUAAAUAAAUACUUCAACUACUUCAGUAUUUUACAUAGUAUUAAACUCUUACCUUUAAAUGUAUGGGUAUCUGUGCCUCAAACCAAGGUCAUGUUCAUUAUGCACCAGAUAACUUACUGAAACAGUGGGGGACUACACUCAUUUUUCAUUCUAUUUCAAAAGUAUUUAAAACGUUUCACUACGGUGUGCCCGUUUCACUACGGUGUGCACGUUCCAACUUAAGACAGGCUUUGUGGAGUGUUAAACAGGGCAUAGGUUGAUGUAGGCCUAUACUAGCUGCUCAGUCUUUCUUUGCAAGUCCUCCCCUUAGAUAAGAACAACAUUAAUAGUUGAAGUACAUUGAGGUUGACCUUAACACAAAAGGGACAUUUUGAAUUAAUUUAUAUUUUGGCUACAAAGUAGUUGUGUGUGAAAAUACAAUAUUGGUCUCAGUUGAGAACUGGUUGACUGUGGUAUAUGUUAGUUUCAGUCAUUCACUUCACUUACAAAUAGCUGUGUUUGUUAUACAUCCCAUCUUUGACUCACGAGUGGUCAUGUGUCAUUGUGUUAAUGUUCUUUUGUUCAAGGAUUUUGUAGUCGCUGCCUUGUAAAGUAUUCUGUGAUAGUUCUCUUCCUAGAAAUGGUUGUAUAGCCUAGCCAAGACUAUUCAGGUUGAUCAGAAGGGCCAAAAACACUUAGAUUUUCUGUCUAGAGAACUUGUUAUACCAGAUGCAUUAACCUAUCAAAGUAUUGUUUUUUUGUUUUUUUUUUAAAUCUGAGUACCUGGUGCACUUAUUUAACUCUUCAGCAUCUUCAUUUGAUUAAAUUUCAGGCUUCACUUUGAGCUUGUUGGUGAAGUGGAAUAAACUUCCGUUAUGUUUGUGUGUGUCGGUGUGGCAGUUUGAUCAAAUGUAUUCUCUCUUAUCAGCGGUUUCCAAUAAAAAUAUGAACUUAAA